UGCGACGGUUAGAGCUAACACCAUGAAUAGAAAAACAAGAAGUAAUAAGAGAGGUACAACCUGUGAACGUUGUGGACGAGAAUGCUCAACUCCUCAAAAACUUCGUGAGCAUCUUAAGCGAAAGAAUCCUUGCAAACCAUUACAAGAUCAGAAAAAAAUAGCUGAUGGGGUAGAUGAUCCCAAAAGGAUCCCUCUAACCUUGACCCUCGCUUCUUCUACUCAAAUAUCAAAUCAAAUAUCCAUUCAAAAAGGAAACCAACAGGUUAAGCAAAAACAUGUUCAAGCAGUUAAUCAAAAGCAUAAAAAAGGAGUCGUAGCUGAAAUUCGUAAAGAAAUAUUUACAGAAAGUGAUACCCCUAUUCAAACUUCUGAUCCUGGUGAGCAUUUCAUGUCAUGGAGAGCAAGAUUACAAAAAAGUUUCAAGAAUCUUGUAGGAAUCAAUCCUACCAUAAAUAACUUAGAUGAUUGUAAAGGCAUUUACCAUUACUUAUCGAAAAAUGAACCAAGUAGUCAAACUAGUAAAGAAAAAACAAAUAAUGAAGAAUUUGAGUGUUUGGGAAAAAUUACUGAAGAAGGAUCGGAAAAGGAUUUAGAAUUUAGGGAGCAAGAAGAAUUGGUAACAGCAGUUAAAAGAAGAGCUAUAGCCGUACAUCGUGCAAAAGUUCCUAGAUUGCAUCCAGAUAAUGGAAGUGAUAUACGAAAAAUGUUAGAAAGCCAAAGAAAACAAUUUAAGGAAUUACUCGAAAAAGAAUUUGACAAGCAUGGACAAUUCAAGUUCGCUUUAUGUUCUCUUACCAAAUUUCUUAUAGAUGAUAAACCUGGAAAUGAAAAACAAGGAAAAAGAAUUCACGAACUGACUGGCUUAGAAAUAAGCAAAUUAUAG
This is a messenger RNA of Acaulospora morrowiae, 883 nucleotides long. The record is from the annotation of a GenBank genome assembly. NCBI's taxonomy places the organism in Eukaryota, Fungi, Glomeromycota, Glomeromycetes, Diversisporales, Acaulosporaceae.